This is a messenger RNA of Vidua macroura (Pin-tailed whydah), 904 nucleotides long. RefSeq names its product transcription factor BTF3-like. The record is from RefSeq and is a predicted model, not a curated record. The transcript has 6 exons. Gene Ontology annotation, cellular component: nascent polypeptide-associated complex; cytosol. Bases 84 to 578 code for a protein of 164 amino acids. NCBI's taxonomy places the organism in Eukaryota, Metazoa, Chordata, Aves, Passeriformes, Viduidae.
UCGCGUGUUCUGCUCGAUCCUCAUCCCACUCCUACAACCCUCAUCUCCCCCCGCUCUGGCACCGCUGCUUCCGCUCUAAGAAGAUGAAAGAAACUAUCAUGAACCAAGAAAAGCUUGCUAAGCUCCAGGCCCAAGUGCGCAUUGGUGGCAAGGGUACUGCCCGCAGAAAGAAGAAGGUUGUCCAUAGAACAGCUACAGCAGAUGACAAGAAACUUCAGUUUUCUUUGAAGAAACUGGGUGUCAACAAUAUUUCUGGAAUCGAAGAGGUAAAUAUGUUCACCAGCCAAGGAACAGUCAUUCACUUCAAUAACCCUAAAGUUCAGGCAUCCCUGGCUGCUAACACUUUCACUAUCACUGGUCAUGCUGAGACAAAGCAGCUGACAGAAAUGCUUCCUAGCAUCUUAAAUCAGCUUGGAGCUGACAGUUUGACUAGCCUGAGAAGAUUGGCAGAAGCCCUACCCAAGCAAUCUCUGGAUGGAAAAGCACCACUCGCUACUGGUGGUGAUGAUGAUGACGAUGAUGAAGUUCCAGAUCUUGUUGAAAACUUUGAUGAAGCUUCAAAGAAUGAGGCAAACUGAACUAAGUGACACUUUGUGAAUAAAAUUAAAACUUGAAAAAGCUACAUGGAGCUGCUAUUUUAUAUUGUGACUGCUUUUAUUUGAUUUCAUUUUUAUUUCCUGAUGAGGGCUCAAGAUGUGUAAUAUUUGGAAACUCCUGAACCUGCAGCUCUUAUUCAGUUAUUGCUUGUACACAGUAUUGUUUCUGUGGCCUAGUUUAACAAGCCUAUGCUUCGAAAUAAGUCAGAUUGCUAAUCAAUCUCUACCUAGACACAAAUUUUGAGCAACUUGUCUACAAGCAAAACCCCAUCUUUAAUGAACUUUGCCAUACAAUAAAGAAUAUAAAA